AUGGAUGAUAUAGAUGAUGGUGAUGAUGAUGAGAUUGAUAUCAUAGGUGAAGGUGAUCAACAUGAUGAUCAAGAUGAUUACGAUGAUGAUGAUGAUGACCAAGAUGAUGAUGAUGAAGACUAUGACAGUGAAGAUGAUGAUGAUGAAGAUGAUGAUCAAGAUGAUGAUGGUCAUCCAAGUAGUAGUGACAAUAACAACAAUAAUAAUAUAAGCUAUCAAUACAGUGACACUGAUGAGAGUGAUCAUACAACACAGACAACAACAAUAUAUGAUAACAAUGAUACAACAAAUAGAAAGCAUAGGCAAGAGGGAUCAAAAUCAGUACAUCUAUAUACAUCAUCAACAUCAACAGGAUCUCAACAGCAGAGGAAAUAUAGAACACCAUGGACUGAAGAGGAGAAACAAUUGUUUAUUCAAGGUUUGAAGCAAUAUGGAAAGGACUACAAGAAGAUACAGAUGCUCAUAAGGACAAAGACUGCCAAGCAGAUAAGAAGUCAUGCUCAAAAGUUCAAUGAGAAGCUGAAGCGUGUAAACUCUGAUAUCGAUUACCAUGAGCAUUUACAGUUCAUGAAGGGAAUGGAGAUAUAUGGAAGAGGCAAAUGGAAACUGAUUGCAUCAUACAUUCAAACGAGGAAUCCAUUACAAGUCAAGAAUCAUGCUCGAAUACACUUUAACAAGAUCAAGACUACUACUGGCACAAAGUCAACGACAAAGACAAAGGCACCAACAAACAAUCAUCAUUCUGAUGUAUCAGCAGCAGUGGCACAUUCAUCGUCCCAUUCCAAGCAACAACAACAACAACCACAAAAGAAGAAGAAGAAGAAUCAGACAACUACGACAAUGACAACAACAACGACUACAAUACCAACAAACAAUGUUGUUAUCGAGCAUGAUGACGAUGAGGAUGUGGAAGUGGACAUUGAAUCAGAUGAUAAACAACACGAGGUCAUAGAGGAGGAACAAGACGAAGUUGUUAUAGACAACGACGAAGAUGUAAAUAUAUGUAGUAACAACAACAACAACAAGACAAGCAGUAUCAAUAAUCAUACACAUCAACACCAUCACAACAACAACAACAACAACUACAACUCUAUCGAACGAAUAUUGAAAAGAGAUGAAAUAACAGACGAAGAGAUGAUUGGAUGUUCAGAGUUCUUUAAGGGUACGAGUACAAAGACACCGGAACGAUACCUUUUAAUCAGGAAUUCAUUGGUAUCACAUUGGAAUAAGAUUAGACCUCAGUACUUGGCAAAGACAGUGGCAAGGAACAGUAUCCCAGGUGAUGUCAAUGCCAUUGGUAGAGUUCAUACAUUCUUGGAGUCUAUUGGUGCAAUCAAUCAUGGUUCAUUGUCACCAUCAUCAUCAUCAUUGAAGAGAAGACACAUUGAUCCAUCAAGAGUAAACAAGAAAAAGACAAAAAAGAUCAAAGUACUUGUUGACGACGACAAUGACUAUGAUGAAGAGGACUAUGACGACGAGGACGACAUACUUUUAGACCCAUUCACAUUGGUAGAGUGUCUAAACUUUACAUCUACAACGCCAGCACCCUAUCAAUUGGACAUUACAGUGAAUGCACUGAUUGUAAUGGACGUUCAUUCACACAUCUCCUCUACAGAGGUGAUUGGAGUGUUGGCUGGCAAGUAUGAUCACGACAAAAAGUACAUCACUGUUAGGCUGGCCAUUCCCUGUCAAUCACUCUCCACCGACAUUCAAUGUGACAUGGAUCCAAACUCUUUGAUUGCGGCCCGAGAACAAGCUGCAGCACUUGGACUUGAUCUUGUUGGAUGGUAUCAUUCACAUCCAAACUUUCCACCAAUACCAUCAUUGAGAGAUAUUGAAACACAAUCUUCUUAUCAAAAACUGUUGAACCAUUCUUUGGAGCAAUAA
Molecule: messenger RNA, 1887 nt
Organism: Acytostelium subglobosum LB1
Lineage: Eukaryota; Evosea; Eumycetozoa; Acytosteliales; Acytosteliaceae
Exons: 4
Coding region: 1-1887 (628 amino acids)
Molecular function (GO): DNA binding; protein binding; metallopeptidase activity
Source: RefSeq, a predicted model, not a curated record